AUGCAGGCUAUUACUAAUAAACAGGAGCCAUCUCCUACAAAAGUUCACCAACUUAUCAAGAGCCAUUCUGAUGGGGAGAAAGGUAUUACUCCUAAUCCCUUGCCUAAAAUAGAACAUAGUAAUAGCUCAACCCAAUCUGAAUCUUCAAUGGAGCCUGAAAAAUCUACCUCUUUACCACAAGAUAUUAUCAAUGACAAUUCAGCUGAGAUCCUAGAUUUUGUAGAAAUGAUACAUAAGGAAAGGAUUAGUGUAACACCUGAAUCUCUGGACUCGAAAAUUGUGAAAAUGCUUUGGGAUCAGAAUCAGCAGAGCUGGCAUGGCCAAAAUAAAAGCCUGGACAAAACAUCCCAAUCACACAAGAAAAAGGGAACAGAGAAUAUCGCCCAGGUAAUAGCUGAUGGCAUUCAAGAUUCAGAUUCAAAUCAUGUGUCUGAAAUUUCAGCGACGGCCCGUCGUCAAAAUUCUGAUACAAUCUCAUUACUCGAUUUAGCUCAAUUAUUUGAUAAAGCAACUAAUGCUGAAUAUUAUGCUAUGAAAGCUAACCAGGAAGAAACCUUAUGCUGGUCAACUAUGGAAAAGAAUUCAUAA
Messenger RNA from Paraglomus brasilianum, 588 nucleotides. The record is from the annotation of a GenBank genome assembly. Lineage: Eukaryota; Fungi; Glomeromycota; Glomeromycetes; Paraglomerales; Paraglomeraceae.